Messenger RNA from Pochonia chlamydosporia 170, 1002 nucleotides. RefSeq names its product casein kinase 1, delta. NCBI's taxonomy places the organism in Eukaryota, Fungi, Ascomycota, Sordariomycetes, Hypocreales, Clavicipitaceae. Gene Ontology annotation, cellular component: nucleus; cytoplasm. The transcript is spliced from 5 exons. Gene Ontology annotation, biological process: signal transduction; peptidyl-serine phosphorylation. Gene Ontology annotation, molecular function: ATP binding; protein serine/threonine kinase activity. Bases 1 to 1002 code for a protein of 333 amino acids. The record is from RefSeq and is a predicted model, not a curated record.
AUGAAGGACAUUCUUGUCAACAAGAGAUAUCGCGUUGAUUACAAGAUUGGAGAAGGAGGCUUCGGUCUCGUCUACGCUGGGACUGAUAUUGAGACGAAGCAUGAAGUUGCGAUAAAACUCACGCAUGUACGAGAUGGCCCCGAGGCACUUAAAUAUGAAGCCGAUGCAUAUGCCACGCUCUCUAGAGGUGUUGGAAUCCCACGAUUUCUCUGGUAUGGAGAGGAGGGUGAAUUCUAUGUUUUGGUGCACGAACUUCUGGGGUUGUCUCUGGAGGAUCUGUUUGAGUACUGCAAUCGGAAAUUUUCGCUCAAAACCGUCCUUCUCAUAGCCGACCAAGCUGUCCGUCGAAUCAAAUACAUUCACACUCAUGGCUAUCUACAUUGCGACAUUAAGCCGGAAAAUUUUCUCAUGGGAAACGGAAAGAAUGGCAACGUGCUUUACACAAUUGAUUUCGGCCUUGCCAGAGACUUUGAUGCUAGUGAAGGGCAUGGAGUUCGGGACGACCGUCCUUUUGGAGGCACCGCUCGAUAUGCCACGCUCAGGAAUCAUAGCGGACUUGAACAGUCUCGGGCCGAUGAUCUAGAAUCUUUGGGAUAUGUUCUUGUAUACCUCGCGCGUGGCUCUCUGCCGUGGCAGGGCUUGAAGGCAUCGACUGAGAAGGAGCUGGCCGAACUGAUCAAGCAAAAAAAAGCAAGCAAGCGGGCGAAGAAGACGCCAGGGGGUACUGGCUCUGGCCAAAACCGUGUUCAGAAGAAGCACGCCUCGUCCGGCAGAGGCCAGUUUUUUGAAUACUCACGAUUGGGAUCAGUGCGAGAAGGAUUGGACGGACGCAUUGAGUUCAAGAUCUAUUGGAAACCAACUUGGGGGACUCUCGAGGACCUUCGGGGAGCUCGGGCAUUGAAAGAGGCGGAGGUACUUACAGUAAAUUACUACGAUCAAGAUAUAUGGGAUGAGGAGAUGCGCAAGUCUGGUCGUCUUGGUUUACAUACGGACACCGAGUAG